Solea solea (common sole) is the source of this 10746-nucleotide messenger RNA. RefSeq names its product cadherin, EGF LAG seven-pass G-type receptor 2 (gene celsr2). Lineage: Eukaryota; Metazoa; Chordata; Actinopteri; Pleuronectiformes; Soleidae. Gene Ontology annotation, molecular function: G protein-coupled receptor activity; calcium ion binding. Gene Ontology annotation, biological process: G protein-coupled receptor signaling pathway; homophilic cell-cell adhesion; cell surface receptor signaling pathway. Bases 342 to 9338 code for a protein of 2998 amino acids. The transcript has 34 exons. Gene Ontology annotation, cellular component: plasma membrane. The record is from RefSeq and is a predicted model, not a curated record.
CCUGCUGGAGGCGCAGUGGGAGCAGGAGCCAUUUUCACCAUCCAUUCACGCGGAGUUGCGCGGACGGAGCGGAUGUGUUGAUGCUGCUGCUGCUGCUGCUGCUGAAGGAGUUGUUACCAUCUGCGUGUGUGUGUGUGUGUGUGUGUGUGUGUGUGUGUGAGUGAGCUCCGGCCAAGGUUACUGCCGGUUCCGUGAGAGAAUCAGCCGGAGAGAAGUGCGCCCGCUGAGAGCAUGGCUUCUCUGCAACAAAGGGAAAGUCACAGGCGGAAAGUUUGAAGUCGGAAGGAUCUGGAGGAGAAAUCCCGCACGGAGACGCAGCGGAUCUCACACACUGAGGAGAUAUGCACUUCAUUCAAAGGGAUUUGUUUUUUAUUCUCUGCUGUUGGAAAGUGGUUUGGCUGGCGCGCUGUUACAACGUUCACAUCAGUGAGGAUGCGGCUCCGGGGACAGUGCUGGCCGGCGUGGAGCAGGGCGCGCGGUGCGCUCUGGAUCAGGUCCUGGCUCCCAAAUUCUCCCAGCGAUUCCUGGAGACGGACGCGGCGGCGGGCAUUGUGUUCCUUUCAGACUGGAUAAAGUGCGCGUCGCUGCGCUCCAACCCCUUCACCGUGUACACGGUGGUGGACUGCACGGGGUCCGGCUACAGGCACCUCAUCACCAGCCAGUACCAGGUGCACGUCCACGGUAGGAACUGUUUACACGCGCGUAAAAGGAAACCUCAGUGGGACAUGGACGUCCUCAGUCUGUUCAGCGGCCACAGUCACCGCCGCACAGAGUGCCACCAGGCUGGCUCCGUUCUGCUCCCCGUGGCAGCUCUGAUACCCGGCUCUCCGGUGCGCUGCAGAGUCACUCACAGCCAGGACUUUUACUUCUCUGAGGGAAACUUGUGUUUGUCUGAGACUCUGUGCUGGAAGCAGGACACGCUCGUGGAGUUAGACCUCGUCUGUGACACAAACACUGGGAAUGAGUUGAAUACUAAAGUCAUCACCGUCCACUGGCGUGUGGGGCAGGGGCCCUUCCAGCAGGCCCACUUAAAAAAGCUAUUAGAAAGGGCAGCUGAGUCUGAUUCAGGGAUUGUGAGCAGGAGGAGGAGAAGCAUCAACAGCAGCCCCCAGUUCCAGCCUCCAAUGUACCAAGUGUCUGUGGCAGAGAACCAGCCUGCUGGGACUCCUGUUGUGGUUUUGAAAGCAGUAGAUGUGGACGAGGGAGAGGCGGGCAGGCUGGAGUAUUUCAUCGAGGCUCUCUUUGAUAGCCGCUCCAACAACCUCUUUGCUGUGGACCCAGCGAGCGGUGCCGUGUCCACAGUGGAGGUGCUGGACAGGGAGACAAAAGACACCCAUGUGUUCCGCGUGACUGCGGUCGACCACGGCACCCCUCGGCGCUCCGCCAUGGCCACACUCACUGUCACAGUCAGGGACUCGAAUGACCACGACCCCGUGUUUGAGCAGGAGGACUAUAAGGAGAAUAUCAGAGAGAAUUUAGAAAUCGGUUAUGAGGUGUUAACCGUGAGGGCCACUGACGGGGAUGCACCUGUUAAUGGGAACAUCCUUUACCACAUCCUCAACAACAACGGGUCCAACGACGUCUUUGAGAUCGACUCGAGGUCUGGCGUGAUCCGCACCAGAGGCCUGGUAGACCGAGAAGAGGUAGAGGAUUACAUGUUGUUAGUCGAAGCUAAUGACCAAGGCCGCGACCCCGGUCCACGCAGCGCUACGGCUACUGUUCACAUAGUGGUAGAGGACGACAAUGAUAACGCUCCUCAGUUCAGUGAGAAACGUUACGUGGUCCAGGUUCCAGAGGACAUGACUCCAAACACAGAGAUCCUGCAGGUCACUGCCACAGACGAGGACAGAGACAGCAACGCCGUGGUGCACUUUAGCAUCAUGAGUGGAAACACCCGGGGACAGUUUUACAUCGACGCGCAGACGGGCAAGAUGGACCUGGUGAGUCAACUGGAUUAUGAGGCAAACAAAGAAUACACCCUGAGGAUCAGAGCUCACGACGGAGGACGUCCUCCUCUGUCCAACAUCAGCGGCUUAGUGACCGUGCAGGUGUUGGAUGUCAACGACAAUGCCCCCAUUUUCGUCAGCACCCCGUUCCAGGCCACCGUGCUGGAGAACGUGCCACUCGGCUACUCCAUCAUCCACAUCCAGGCAGUGGACGCAGACUCUGGGGACAACUCCAGGCUGGAAUAUCGCCUCACAGAAACCACGCCAAACUUCCCCUUCACAAUCAACAACAGCACGGGCUGGAUUGUAGUGGCGGCCGAGCUGGACAGGGAGAGUGUCGAUUUCUACAACUUUGGCGUGGAGGCCCGUGAUCAUGGCUACCCUGCCAUGUCCUCCUCAGCCAGCAUUAGCAUGACCAUCCUGGACGUCAACGACAACAACCCGGAGUUCACCCAGAAGGCGUAUUACAUGCGACUCAACGAGGACGCAGUGGUGGGGACCAGCGUGGUGACCGUGUCCGCCGUGGACCAGGACAUCAACAGUGUGGUGACCUAUCAGAUAUCCAGCGGGAACACUCGUAACAGGUUCUCCAUCACGAGUCAGAGUGGAGGGGGCCUCAUCACGCUGGCACUGCCUCUAGACUACAAACUGGAACGGCAGUAUGUCCUCACCGUCACUGCGAGCGACGGCACUCUCUUCGACACGGCUAAAGUGUUCGUCAAUGUCACGGAUGCCAACACACACCGGCCCGUGUUCCAGAGCUCGCACUACACCGUCAACAUCAACGAGGACAGGCCCAUGGGCACCACUGUUGUCGUUAUCAGUGCCACGGACGAAGACACGGGGGAGAACGCGCGCAUCACGUACUUCAUGGACGACAGCAUCCCUCAGUUCAACAUCGACCAGGACACGGGAGCGGUCACCACGCAGAUGGAGCUGGACUACGAAGACCACGUCUCCUAUACGCUCGCCAUUACUGCUCGGGACAACGGCAUCCCUCAGAAGUCGGACACCACGUACCUGGAGAUACUGGUGAAUGACGUCAACGACAACUCCCCCCGCUUCCUCCGAGACCACUUUGUGGGGUCUGUGAUGGAGGACGUGCCAGUGUUCACCAGUGUGGUUCAGGUGUCCGCCAUUGACCGAGACUCUGGGCUCAACGGCCGCGUCUUCUACACCUUCCAGGGAGGCGAGGAUGGAGACGGAGACUUCAUAAUCGAGUCGACGUCCGGCAUUGUUCGCACACUGCGCAGGUUAGACAGAGAAAACGUGCCUCUCUACAGUCUCCAGGCCUUUGCUGUGGACAAAGGUGUCCCUGCUCUCAAAACACCCGUAAACAUUCAAGUAACGAUCCUGGAUGUGAACGACAACCCCCCUGUGUUUGAAAAGGACGAGUUUGACAUCAUGGUGGAAGAAAACAGCCCCAUAGGAGUUGUGGUUGCACACAUAUCAGCCACAGAUCCAGAUGAAGGCAGUAACGCGCAGAUAAUGUAUCAGAUCGUGGAGGGAAACAUCCCCGAGGCGUUCCAGCUGGACAUCUUCUCCGGGGAACUGACCGCAUUAAUAGACCUGGACUACGAGACGAGGUCCGAGUACGUUAUCGUGGUCCAGGCGACCUCCGCCCCUCUGGUGAGCCGCGCCACCGUCCACGUCAAACUCGUGGACAAGAACGACAACGUGCCCGUGCUCAAGAACUUCAAGAUCAUUUUCAACAACUACGUCACGGACAAAUCCAGCAGCUUCCCCACCGGAGUCAUCGGCCGCAUCCCCGCACACGACCCGGACGUCUCGGACCUGCUGCACUACAGCUUCCAGGUGGGAAACGAGUUGAACCUUGUCCUCCUGAACCAAAGCACGGGGGAGAUCCAGCUGAGCCAGGCCCUGGAUAACAACCGGCCCCUGGAGGCCUCCAUGAGGAUCUCAGUGUCAGACGGUGUCCACUCUGUUUCGGCCCAGUGUCUUCUCCAAGUCACCAUCAUCACAGACGAAAUGUUGUCCAACAGUAUCACGCUGAGGUUGGCCAACACCUCGCAGGAGCACUUCCUCUCCCUGCUGCUGUCGCAGUUCCUGGACGGCGUGGCCCGCGUCCUGUCCGCGGCCCCCGAAGACGUCGUCAUCUUCAACAUCCAGGACGACACGGACGUCAGCGCUCGCAUCCUCAACGUCAGCCUGUCUGUGGCCGUGCCGCUGUUUGUGGAGGGACACCAGCGACCCGGAGGCCGCAGCCACGGAGGCGACAGGCCCGGCGGCGGUGAGUUCUUUGGCUCGGAGGAGCUCCAGGAGAGGUUGUAUCUGAACCGCAGCCUCCUCGCACAGAUCUCCUCGCAGGAGGUGCUGCCCUUCGAUGACAACAUCUGCCUCCGCGAGCCGUGUGAGAACUACAUGAAGUGCGUGUCCGUGCUGAAGUUUGACAGCCUGGCGCCGUUUGUGGCGUCCGACACCAUCCUGUUCAGACCCAUCCACCCCAUCGCCGGGCUCCGCUGCCGCUGCCCCACCGGCUUCACGGGAGACUACUGUGAGACGGAGAUCGACCUCUGCUACUCCAAACCCUGCGGAGCGCACGGAGCGUGUCGAAGCAGAGAGGGAGGCUACACCUGCGAGUGCUUUGAGGACUACACAGGGGAACACUGCGAGCUGUCGUCGCGCUCCGGCCGCUGCGCCGCGGGAGUCUGCAGGAACGGCGGCACCUGCGUCAACCUGCUGGUCGGUGGCUUCAAGUGCGAGUGUCCGCCGGGCGGCUACGAGACGCCGUACUGUGAGAUGACCACGCGCAACUUCCCCCCGCACUCCUUCCUGACCUUCAAGGGCCUCCGCCAACGCUUUCACUUCACCCUGUCGCUCACAUUUGCCACCAAAGAGCCCAACGGUCUGUUGCUGUACAACGGCCGCUUCAACGAGAAACACGACUUCAUCGCCAUGGAAAUCAUCAACGAGCAGAUUCAGCUCACCUUCUCUGCAGGCGAGACCAAGACGGCAGUUUCUCCGUACAUCCUCGGAGGCGUCAGUGACGGCCUGUGGCACGAGGUGGAAAUUUAUUACUACAACAAGCCCGUCCUAAACCAGGCGGGUCUGCCGCAGGGCCCCUCCGACCAGAAGGUCGUCAUAGUGACCGUGGACAAAUGUGACACCUCUGUGGCCCUGAGGUUCGGUCACAUGAUCGGAAACUACACCUGCUCUGCCCAGGGCAGCCAAUCGGGAUCCAAGAAAUCUCUGGACUUGACCGGCCCCCUGCUUCUCGGCGGCGUCCCCAAACUUCCCGAGGACUUUCCGGUCCGCAACCGGCAGUUUGUGGGCUGCAUGAGGAACCUGCGAGUGGACGACCAACACGUGGACAUGGCCAGCUUCAUCGCCAACAACGGCACCCUGUCUGGAUGCUCGGCCAAGAGACAUUUCUGCACCAACAGCCCGUGUCUGAACGGAGGCACCUGCGUGAACCUGUGGGGAUCCUUCAGCUGCGACUGCCCGCUUGGUUUUGGAGGACGAAACUGUGACAGAGUCAUGGCCAGCCCGCAGCGUUUCCUGGGUAACAGCCUGUUGCAGUGGAACAACCUGGCGGCGGCGGCGGCCUCUGUCCCCUGGCAUGUGGAGCUCAUGUUCCGCACACGUCAGGCCAGCGCCACACUACUACACAUCUCAUCGAGCAUGCAACACAACCUCACACUGCAGCUGCGUGGUGGGAGUGUGAUGAUGGGGCUGCACAGAGGCGAAGACUCGACUCUCUCCCGCCUGGAGGAGGUGCUGGUGAACGACGGAGACUGGCAUCAUCUGCAGCUGGACAUCAGCAGCUUUGGAGGAGCGACGAGUCACCACAAAGCCGUGCUGUCUCUAGACCACGGACUCUACCGGGCAAGUAUGGAGGUGGACGGGAAGCUGCGCGACUCCAAGCUGAAGACCGUGAGCAUCGGUGGUUUGGCAAAGCCUGAUGGGAAGAUUCAGCACGGCUUCCGUGGCUGUUUGCAGGGUCUGCGUGUCGGCGGCGCUCUGAGUCUGUCUCACGCCAGGAAGGUGAACGUGGAGUCUGGCUGCAGCGUGCCCGACCCCUGCAGCUCCAGCCCGUGUCCCGUCAACAGCUACUGCAGCGACGACUGGGACAGCUACUCCUGCGCCUGCCUCAGCGGUUACUAUGGCACCAACUGCACCGACGUGUGUUCCUUAAACCCGUGUGAACACGAGUCGACGUGCUCCAGGAAGCUCAGCUCCUCUCGUGGUUACACCUGUGACUGUCCCAGCAAUUACUUUGGCCACUACUGCGAGAAAAAGACUGACUUACCCUGUCCCAGAGGUUGGUGGGGUCACAAGACCUGUGGUCCCUGUAACUGUCAGACAGACCGAGGCUUUGACUCUGAUUGUAACAAGACCAGCGGAGAGUGUCGCUGUAAGGACAACCACUACCGUCCCGAUGGCAGCGACGCCUGCCUGCUGUGUGACUGCUACCCGGUGGGCUCUUUCUCCAGAGCGUGUGAUCGAGUGAGCGGCCAGUGUCAGUGCAAACCCGGCGUAAUUGGACGCCAGUGUGAUCGCUGUGACAACCCCUUCGCUGAGGUUUCUCCAAACGGCUGUGAAGUUAUCUAUGACAGCUGCCCUCAGGCCAUUGAGGCUGGGAUCUGGUGGCCCAGGACCAAGUUUGGUCUUCCUGCAGCAGUUCCUUGUCCCAAGGGAACACUCGGUACGGCGGUGCGACACUGUGACGAGCACAAGGGCUGGCUGCCUGCCAAUCUCUUCAACUGCACCUCGGUUACCUUCAGCAAAUUAAAAGACCUGUCAGAGAAGUUUUCCCGUAACGCUUCGCUCCUGGACUCUGGACAGGUUCAGCAGACGGCGGCCAUGUUGGCCAACGCCACCGUGCACACGGACAGAUACUACGGCAGCGACGUCAAAGUAGCGUACCGGCUCACGCAGAGUCUGCUGCGGCACGAGAGCAGCCAGCAGGGCUUCAACCUCACAGCCACACAGGACGUCCACUUCACUGAGAAUCUGGUCCGUGUGGGGAGCGCCAUCCUGUCUCCAGACACGCGGCCGCACUGGGAGCUGAUCCAGCACUCGGAGGGCGGCACGGCGGCGCUGCUGCGUCACUAUGAGGAGUACGCAAACACGCUGGCACAGAACAUGAGGAAGACCUACCUCACCCCCUUCACCAUCGUCACGCCACACAUCGUCAUCUCCGUGGACCGUCUGAAGAAGAUGAAUUUCGCCGGAGCCAAACUCCCGCGGUACCAGUCCAUGCGGGGCCCUCGCCCCGUGGACCUGGAGACAGCUGUCACGCUGCCCGAUUCUGUCUUCCAACCGCCAGUGGACACCAAGGGCCACAGACACCUGGACGUCUUUCCCGAGUCGGCGCUGAGGAACCGCUCAGCCACCGCCGCCGCCACCAGGAAACGACGGCACCCAGACGACAGCCAGGAGGACGCCAUCGCCAGCGUCAUCAUCUUCCACAGUCUGGCCUCGCUGUUACCAGAGAGCUACGAUCCCGACAAGAGAAGCCUGCGUGUUCCAAAGCGCCCUGUCAUCAACACACCGGUGGUGAGUAUCACGGUGCACGACAACGAUGAGCUGCUGCAGCACACGCUGGACAAACCCAUCACCGUGCAGUUCCGCCUGGUCACCACUGAGGAGCGCUCUAAACCCAUCUGUGUCUUCUGGAACCACAGCAUACUUGCUGGUAACGGUGGCUGGUCAGCCAAAGGCUGCGAGGUGGUUUUCAGAAACAACACCCACAUCAGCUGUCAGUGCUAUCACAUGACCAGCUUCGCUGUGCUCAUGGACGUCUCCAGGAGAGAAAACGGAGAGAUCCUGCCAAUCAAAAUCCUGACGUGGAGCACGGUGGGCGUGACGCUGGGAUUCCUCUUCCUCACGACGAUCUUCCUCCUCUGCUUGAGAGCCAUGCAGAGCAACAAGACGAGCAUCAUCAACAAUGGAACCGCCGCACUUUUCCUCUCUGAGCUCAUCUUCAUCCUGGGCAUCAACCAGGCCGACAACCUGUUCUUAUGCACAGUCAUGGCCAUCCUGCUGCACUUCUUCUACCUCUGCACGUUCUCCUGGCUCUUCCUGGAGGGGCUGCACGUCUACCGCAUGAUCAGCGAAGUGCGAGACAUCAACUACGGACCCAUGAGAUUCUACUACCUGAUUGGCUGGGGAGUGCCCGCCUUCAUCACAGGUUUGGCAGUGGGUCUGGAUCCUGAAGGCUAUGGAAACCCAGACUUCUGUUGGCUGUCGAUGUAUGACACUCUGAUCUGGAGCUUUGCCGGACCCAUCGCCAUGGUGGUGUCGAUGAACAUCUUCCUGUCCAUCCUGUCAUCCAGAGCCUCCUGCUCCAUGAGACACCACAGCAUCGAGAAGAAGGAGCCUCGUGUCUCGGGCCUGAAGACUGCAGGUGGCGUCCUCCUCUUUGUUUCAGUCACGUGUUUUCUGGCGCUCUUGUCCGUCAACAGCGACAUGAUCAUCUUCCACUACCUCUUUGCUGGAUUCAACUGUGUGCAGGGUCCAUUUGUCUUCUUCUUCCGCAUUGUCUUCAACAAGGAGGCGAGGAAUGCCAUGAAGUACUGCUGCAGCCGCAAGCGUCCGGACCACAUGAUGAAAUCUAAGGCCUCUGGCUACAAAUGCAACACAAACUACAUGGAUGGGAGACUGUACCACCUCCCGUUCGGAGACUCCAGUGUGUCUCUGAACGGCACCAUGCAGAGCAACAAGAGUCAGCAGAGCUACGUGCCUUUUGUGCUCCGGGACGAUGGACUGAGUAACAGUCAGGCGCACAUCGCACUGAACGACCACGGGUCACUGCUCCAUGACACUAAAGAGCACAUGGAUGAUCACGACAGCGACUCAGACAGUGACAUGUCUCUGGAGGACGAUCAGAGUGGAUCCUACGCCUCAACGCACUCUUCUGACAGCGAGGAUGGCGAGGGUCCUCUCCGUCCUGAGGAAUGCUGGGAAAAUCUGGCGUCCAAUGUGGCCAAGAAACCUCAGCCACAUGACAAGAGUAAGAUGUACUGGCCUGGUGAUUAUGCAGCAGUGAGUGAGAACGAGCUCACAGGUGCAGACAGACUGACGGGAGAACCUCUGGACAGGCGUGAGCCGUCAUCAGAAGAGCGGACGCAGGAGAACAUGAUGAUGCUUCUGCCGAACCUCAACUCACACCCUCACAAAGGGAUCCUGAAGAAGAAGCAGCUUUCUCCCAUCGUAGAGAGGAACAGUGUCAGUUACAUCCACAACGAACUGUGCGGAAAUGGCGCGGGGAGAACGUCGCCGCAGGAAUCCACCUCCAGUGAUGAUCGAGGCUGCGUCUCUAAACCAGGCCCACCCGAGCAGCUGAAUGGCGUCGCCAUGAGCAUCAAGGCGGGGACUGUGGACGGAGACUCGUCAGGAUCAGACAGCCACUGCAACACCUCCAUGUGACCACGUUGACGGAGGGGGUGUGUCUUUGCAGGUCAUAGGGCCUCCUUCCUCAACGUCAAAGGACUGCAAACGGGGGAGUUCCUUUUAAACAAAAACACUAUGUGGAAAACGGACGUCGUGAUCCUCCGAAGGAAUGUGAGUGUGUGUGUGUGUGUGUGUGUGCGACGUGUGUGUGUGUGUGUUCAAACACGUGUGCCAAACCUCAGGAGUCGCUGCACACUGACGCCGAACUCACUCUCCCUUUAAAGAGAAAGAAAAAAAUGAAUCCCUUUUGUUUACAUACUUGAAGCAAUGCACUUUUUUUAAUUUGCUGGCCGGACUGAGAGGCGGUCGAUGUUUUUGUAGUUAUAUAAUGGAUUUUUGAAGACUGUGGAACAAUAAAGAAGUCAUUUUUAGUUGCAGACUUGCAGAAACAUUCAGGGACAUUUUUUUUGUCACGCAGACAGAGCUGCUGUUGCUUUGUUUACGUUGCUCGCGUUUGUGCCAGUGUGAGGUUUGGAAGAGACCACACUUAUUUUUCCACGCCUGAAAUGUCGUCCAAGAGGCACAGAGUGCAGAGUCGUCGCCAUCGUCAUCGUCGUCGUCCAAUCGCCGAAUAAGCUACUUGUGUCAAGAGACUGCUCCGACCUCCACGUGGAGGAGACGCUACUGUACGGUUUCACAAAGAAAAGGACUUUGUUUUCGUAAAUGAACGAGAGCUCAUGAACAUUUAAAAAGCUCUCGUCCGUACGACUAAACAGCUGUAUUUUAUAGAUUUAGUCACACAGAGCUUUUCUUUUUUUCUGUCGUCUUUUGUAAAAAUAAUAAAUAAAAAAAAAGGUGCCGUAAUACGAUUGGAGCUGUGGUCAGAUUUUUACUGUACAGCACAGCGAGGCCUGUGAAUGUGGAGAAUCACACGUGUCACACAGAGAAGAAUAAGGUUUGUACACUUAAAAUGGGAAUAAAUGUUUAUUUAUCACAAAAUGGAUGAAGAUUUUAUUUGGACUAUUUACUGAUCGUCAAUGUUUCAUUUUCCGUCCAUAAAACGAUCAAUUUUAUCAACUAUUCAGUUCAAUAUUCCAAUUUUAGGAGCUAAAGUCAGCUUCAUUGUUGUUGUGUGACACUCGUGUUCCCACGUGUAAAUGAAUGAAGAACAUAAUGAUGUUGAAAUGUAAAUAAUAUUAUGUAAAGUUCCUUCACACGUUCAAGACCUAGUUUUUAGAAAUGACUCUGUUGCAUUCAAUCAAAUUAGUGUGAUGUUUGUUGAUGAAAUAGUUUUUUGUUUUUUACCAACUCUAUGAAUUAAAUGUAUUUCAUACCGUAAAAAAAACAAAACAACGUCACCAGAUCAACUCUGAUGUUUUAACAGAGACUUCUCUCUCUUUUACUCUGUCGCUCCUGUUUUUACUGAUUAAACUGUUUUAUACCA